This is a messenger RNA of Cuscuta epithymum, 1100 nucleotides long. The record is from the annotation of a GenBank genome assembly. Lineage: Eukaryota; Viridiplantae; Streptophyta; Magnoliopsida; Solanales; Convolvulaceae.
ACUAAAAAAUUGAGAUCCUUUUAAUUGAUGGGCCCUAUUCUGUAGAAUGGAUUUAACAUCUUCAAUAAUAACAACAACAACAACAAAAAAUUUUAUUCAUGUCCUAGCUUGCAGCCUUGUGUGGGGUGUGCCUAUAUAAAGGAAGAACGAAGUAAGGCAGCUCUCAAGUGUCAAUUCAAUAUCCAAUUUCGGUAAGAAAUUCUAUCGCAUUCCAUAUAGAGCAAACUUGGAAGAGCUGAGCCGGAGAUGGGGUUAAAGGGUAAGUUGAUAGCCGCAAUUGAAUUCAACGCCGGUGGAGAUUUGUUUCAUGAACUCUUCAGGUACAAACCACACGACGUGUCCACGGCGAGCCCAGACAAGGUCCAAGGUUGCGAUUUGGUUGAGGGUCAUGAGUUCGGCCACGUUGGCACCAUCAUAUGUUGGAAAUACACCCAUGACGGGAAAGAGAAGAAGGCAAAACAACUUAUUCAAAAAAUAGAUGAAGAGAAGAAGCUGGUUGAAUACAAGAUGUUAGAAGGAGACUUGAUGGAACAAUACAAAGCUUUCUUAAUAACAAUCCACAUAGAGACAAAGGACGGCAUUGAUUUGGUGACAUGGACCUUAGACUAUGAAAUGCCUAAUGAAGAUGUGGAACAUCCCAUUUCAAUGCUCUCCUACUUCAUCAACCUCACCAAGGACAUCGAGACUCACCACACUCCCAAACCUACUUCAGUUUGAUCGGUCCAUGUUUCCAUCUUAUGAUAAAAUGUUGUUCUAAUUAAUAAAUAAGAAACUGCAUUUGUAAUCAGUUUAUUAUAAUAAAGCAAGCAUCACAAAAUCAUGUUGUAAAAACAUGUUUUUUAGUGCGGGAUUUCUAAUAAAAUGGUUGUUGUGUUUGUAUUUAGCCUUUAUUUUAUGAAGGACGUCCGUUUGCAACUGUGUGUGUAAGUGUGUGUGUCUUGGGAUGACUGCAAAAUGGUUGUUGUGUCUUGAAUAUUACUAGUAAGUUUGAAUGUACGCAUUUCGUUAAGUGCUUUGAAUUUGUAUCCUAAUAAGUACAUGCAUGUUGUAAACUGUAUGGAUCCCCAGAAAUAAUAAAAAAUAUAGCCAUAUAGGUUAUA